Symbiodinium natans is the source of this 2271-nucleotide messenger RNA. The record is from the annotation of a GenBank genome assembly. Lineage: Eukaryota; Dinophyceae; Suessiales; Symbiodiniaceae.
GACAGCAGCGACAGCGGCGAGAGGGACACAUCCAGAGCGACCAGAGAGAGUCAGAGUGACAGUGGGUCUGGCGAUGUCUCCAACGGGGCCUCAGAAACAGAUAGCUCCGAGGGGGCCUCUGCAGAGGAGCAAGAGAAGAGUGUGAAACAGAGCCCCAGGAGUUCAGGCGAGUCAGGUGCCGAGGGGCAGCGUGGAGGAGCUUCGUCGUCCAGCUCGUCUUCAUCCAGUUCGUCAUCCUCAGAGUCGUCAGAUCCUUCGCCGGAGUGUGAAGCAGAUGCCGCCGAGCCCGUUUAUGAGACGGAGACGGAGCACAAGAUUCGUCACGAUUUCCCGGCCAGGACGGCGUCUUGUGGGCGUUGCUUUUACUACAAAAAUCGAGAGUCAUGGAAGCAGCAAGCCUUUUACAGGCAUCCCCUGACGGAGCUGCCGGUCACCUGGCUCGCAGAGAAGAGUGAGCCAGAGAAGAACGCGUGGCACGUCGGCUGUGCGGUUUGCAAGAAGCACGGCUUUCAGAGUGUCAUGGCCAACUUCAUGGCUGAGCCGAAGCUGGGCAACAUCAAGCGUCAUCAGAAGAGCGGACAGCACCAGCGUGCCGUGGCUCUGGAAGUCAGGGCUCUCCAAAGGCAACUUCCUCAAGAGGGUGAGCAAGAAGGAGAGUGUGCGCGUGAAAACCCUUUCUCGGUGAGAAGUGUGCAUGUUUUAUUCCAGCAGCUGCUCAUCAAGACGGGUGAAUCCUUUCAGAACUUUCCCAAGUUCUCGAAGACGGCCCGCAUGAGUGGGGCCGAAGUGCCUCAGGGAUCGACAGGUCCACGAGUGUCGAGUCAGCUGACCCAGGUCAUGGCUGAGCGUGAAACCGACAUGACGACCAAGAUCCUCACAGGCAGUGUCAUUGCCGGCUUGGCCCAGGAUGCCAGAGACGGCAAAGCCCCGGUGUUGCUCAAGUGUGUUCUCUGGUCGUGGCCACGGGGGCUGCCACGUACUCUAGUGUCAGGGGUGACAAGUGUGAGUGCAGGCAAAGGUUCGAAGAGUGACGAGGACCUCGCAGCGAACUUGGAGAAGAUCUUGUUUGUCGCUACGGACGCAGCGUCAGACCAAUUGAAGGCGGCGGAUCUGGCCACAGCUCGGUUGAAGAAGUGUGUGUUUCGUUGCGAGGACAGCUGUCACAAUGCCCUGACAGUUCUGAAGCACGCUCUAAAGAACCAUGAGGAGUUGCUGGAAACAGACAAGCUGCUAGUGUCAGGCAAAAAGCCGUACAGCCUCAGCAAGCUGAUGUCGACAUCGUCGCAUUAUGCCAGCGUCUUUCAAAAGGAACAGGCUGCCGAUGCGGUGCAGGUGUUGAAGCACCUUGGGUGGGCUCCGCAGCGUUUCGACAGCAGGAAGACACCGUAUUCGCGGCUGAGUGUGCGUCUGAAACAAGCUGUGUCUACACUGGCCACCGAAUAUGAGGGUGAUGAUCCAGAAAGAGCGGAAGCGGCGAGGUACCUGCUGGAGGAGCUGUCAGGGUACCACUCAAGCCGCUGGCUUCUGGUUCUGGGCGGCAUGCUCGCCGACCUCCUCUUCGAGCAUUCCAGAUGGGUGCAUGCAGGAGACGUGGAUGACCCUGACCCCGUCGCUGUGACCAAGGCAAUGCACACGUUCAUGGAAAGGUGCCUGGGUCUCAUGCGUGACCUCGUUGCAGCUGUGAAGGUGAUGGUGUCUGCAGUGUCUCCAAGCGACCUGAGCUGGCAGAGUCAGUUCGCUUCUUAUCGCUUGCCCUCUCCUUGGAACCAGCAGAGUCAUGAUUUCAGUCACCUUCGCGAGCGUGACAGAGAGACUCUCAAGAGCAAACUGCGGGCCAGUCUGGUGCGCAUAUGGGCGACUGCGGGGCGCGACACCGAGCAGUGUUGGUGUGAGUACUUGAAGCUGCUGCCCCGAGCCGAGGCCAACUACAAGGAGGGAAUGAGUCUGAAACAGGCCUGGGCGGCUGCGUCCAGAGACUUUCCGGAACUCUUGCACGCAAGAGCAAGUGUGAACCUGUUACUGGGCGGUGUCUUCUCAACGGCCGCAGAAGAACGUUUGCUGAAAGAGGUUCCGAAACAAGAGCGUAGUGACGGAGCCUCGUCACCUUACGUUUUUGACAUUCUGCGAAGGUAUGUGAAGAAGUGGGGCGCCAAGUACAAGCAAAAGAAGCUUCCGAAGAAGAGACGUGACAGCAACCUCAAGAGAGAUAAGGAGGUGUUGAAGAGGCAGAGGGUGGACCGUGGUGCUCCAGAACCGCUUAGCGAAACUUGA